AACAAUAUUUAGAGGUACAUACUGGGCGUAUGUGCAAUAUAGAAACGCAUUUUGGCCCGAGAGGAGAAGGUAGAAAGAAACGCAAUCCCAAAACAAUUGCUGGGCACCAUGACAUAAUCAGCCGAAAGAACAAAAAACAACCCAAAAACUAAAAGAACAAUUAAGUGUUUUAAAAAUAAAACAGUAGCAGCGGUCCCAAAACGAAAAAAAAAACAUCAAACAAAACACAAAGAGUGUUAAAUAAAAAAGUGCGCGAUAUUCUUCGGCAGACUUAAUUUGUUUAAACAAAACACGAUGCAAGAUACCAGAGCCAAACUGUUUUAUUGACCCCCCGUCAACGGCGGCGAGUAAAUAAUUCGAAAUAAUAUAAAAUGGGAUAAGAUGAUGAGCCAGUCAUAUGAGCAGCUGUGAAACGUCCAAAAUGCUGAUAGUGAACUUUGCACUUUUCCAUCAAGUUUGCAAUUAGCGGGGCCAAAGAUACUUUUAAUAGAAAUAGCGGAUGGAUAGAGGAGGAUAAUGCAACAGUCACUCACUCGGGUGCACAGAAAGAAAUGGAAAUCAUUUUUUAAUAUUUAAUAUUGAAGGAAUGAUAUUCUAUAUCAUGGAAAUCUUUUCCUGUAAAAAGGGUUUUUUAAUUUAAACGAAAAGCCGAGUAACUAGCAAGCAAGGUUAAAAAGAAAAUACUUUAGUAAAAAUUUUUUAAGGACCGUUUAAAAGUAAUAUGAUAAAUAAAUCAAUUAUUUUUUUUGUGUACUCGGAGGUGAAGGAGAAGAAGACAACGCAGCGGCCAAGCAAAUCAAAACAAAAACUCAAAACUAACAAAUGGAGCACACACGUGUGUGUCCGUUAGUGUGAGUGUGUGCCACAUAGAUACAAACUAUAACUAUACAUCUUUGUAUAUAUAUGUGCGCCACAGAUCGGCGGGGAUUAUUCAUCAGGCUGCCACAUCAUCAUCAUGUUGAUCUCCGCCGUUGCUGCCCUCCAUCCUCUAUCCUCCACUUUCCGCUUAGCUGGCGUUUUCUAUAAUUUUCGAAAGCUAUUUUCGUAAGGCUUGCAUUUAUAUUUAGUUGCCACAACAAACUUAUAGCGAAAAUCCAAGAUACAAACUUGUACAUGGUACAAUUUUUGGCCAGAUGAUGCUAACCAAAAUAAAAGUCAACUGGGGUGGAAAACUUUUCCCCCUUAGGUUUUUCCAACUCGCAUGUGUGUGCGCGUUUUCUUUCGGUACAGUGAAAGCCAAGCCAGAGAUGAAAAAAGAUCGCAAAACUAAUGGAAAACUAAAAGUGAAUUAAAAAUGCAAUCAAGUCGAAUGUGACUAUCAAAGAUCAGAGAUGUAUCUCUUUUGGAUUAAGCGCGUGAUUUCAAUUACCAUGGCUUCACUGUUCCACUGGCACUAGCGUCACACGUACUGUGUACUAGGUAUAACCGCCCGGCAGCGCCAAUUUAUGUGCGUCGUCGUCUAUUUGUUAAAAAUAAAAACAGAUUUCGAACGGAACACAGAAAGACAGGGGCGAAAAGAUGCCCAAUGAACCCCACCGAGAUAUCACACAUCAGCCAAAACGUUCUCUCCAGGGAUAUUCAUAUAUAUUUUCACAUCGCAAUAUAUCUAGGACAAGGUGCAGGUCUUUUGGCUAGAAUCGCAAAGGGGUAAGGGGAUUUCUUCUGGUUUAGGUGAGGCGGCGCCGCGAUCAAUGAGCUCAUUGCUGUUUACGAUUUGUUAUUUGUAUAUGCCCUGUGCUCUAUAUACCAAAACAAAUUGGGGGUGCUAUAUAUGCUAUACGGUUGUACCCUCAUAUACAUAUGUCGGAUGUAUAUGGGCGCCAAAAGGAAAAGUCUUUGGUCGAAUGACGACCGACCAUUGGUACAAUUAGUAAGUCAAGUCGUCGGGCAUUUGCCAAAAUGCCAAUGAGACAUUGACAUUGAGCGUGCGAUCGAUUGUUCCGAUCCGAUCUGAUACGAUCCGAAUAGAACUAAAUACGAACUGAUCAGAUUUUGCGCAGGUUUCCUUUGGGGCCAGCGUUGACAGCCUCGCGAGUCUCGCCCAGCUAGUCGAACCCAACGCAAUUCGAGGGAAUUGCCAGUGCAAUAUUAGAUAAUCGAGUACUUUUUUUCCCCUUGGGAUCCAGAAAGAUAGAAAACUGACAAGGUUCCGGAGAGAUCACCACAUCCCCCAGCCUACGGAAUGUCCAACGAACUCAGUGAACUGAUCGCCCUUGGCUGUCCGGAUCUAACGGCCCAAAAGCCAGCGGGCGGAAGCACCCAGGUGGAGUUGAUCCUCAACACGGAACGUCGCCUGAGCAUAAAGCAGAUGACGGCCACGGAUUUGGCCACCCUACGAGCAGCAGCUGCUGCCGAAGCUGAGGCAAGAUCUCGGUCGCAGGCGGAGGCGGAAGCUCGGGCAAUUGCCCAGGAACAGUUGCGACAGGCCCGCGAGGCCGAGUCGAAGGCCAGAGCACGUGCUGCCCUCGAGGUGCAGGCCCAACUGCAACGAGUUAUGGAGAGUGAGAAACGCAGAAAACAAGAGGAGGAGGAGGCGGAGCAGCGAGUCAGAGAUGAGCAUGCUCAGGAAGAGGAGGAUGAGGAUGAGGAUGAGGAAGAUGACGAGGAAGAAGAGGAAUUGGCCAAAGGCUCCCUUCCAACCAAUUCAGGUCCCAGGGAACGCAUUGCCUCGCUACCCGGCAACAUUGACGAUGCCAUAGAGAUGCAGCUGCUCAGCGUAUCCCAGCCCAAGGCCUCGUCCAGGGAUGAUUCCCCGCCCAAGAAAAGCACCUCCCACCUGGCCGACUCCAUUGAGUUGCUACGGAUGCAGCGAGCUGCUCGAGAUGCCAGAUCUCAAAAGCGCACCCGAGAGCGAUCCAUUUCGCCCGAUCGAAAACAUGAAAGGAGCGCUGCUCCUGAUCGCCUCCAGAGUUCAGCCAGCAUGAGCAGCUUGGACUCGGCCAGCAUCAGUGCCUCGGCUUCAAGGCAGCCCAGUAAGGCAGCCAGUCGACGAGGCAGUACCUCCAGUGCCACCGGGAUGGAAGCACCACCUGUUGCACCAGCUCCUCCACAGGCAACCAAGUUUCCGCUCACCAAGACGGUAUCAGCGCCCAAUGUGAUGAACCGACGGCGGAGCAGCCUCACCUCGAUGUUCCCUGGACCCUCGCCAUUGGUGGCACCUGAACCAUCUCUGCAUACAAAUCCUGACCCAAAGGUUCAAGAACAAUUUGAAGAAGAUCAUCGUCGGAGGAGGAUGGAUGAUGGUUAUCGUGAGAUACCCAGCGGAAAGAUGGUGCACCGCACCAAGACACCUCCCCCGGUGGGCACCAAUCUGGGAGUGAGCCUAAAGCGGGUGACCGCUCCCAGCGGAUCGAUAACCAUAAAGCCGAAGGAGUCGCCCAUGCUGGGAGUCGUUCUCCGUCGAGUGGAGAAAAAAACAGUGCCGCAGAAGAGCAUUCUGGACGAUGAUAAGCCACUGUACCACUUUUCCAUUGUGCGCAGCGACCACAAGGAACAUGUGCCUGCCCAGAAACCGAAACCCAAGCCUGCUCCUCCAGCUGCUAAGCCAAGUCCCGGUGGCAUCCUCACUGGACCUCAAGUUAUCCGAAAUGCGCCCAAGCAACCGAUGCCCGUUAAGCCGCAGCGUCCCAUGCCCGGUGUUCCCAUCACCAUUACCAAGAUCGAGGGCGACAAGAUCAUCAUUAUUAAGAAGAUUAUUGUGCCGAAGAACAGUAAGAUACCGGAGCAGUAUCUGCAGAUGAGUGAAGAUGCCGGCAAGCCAGCAAUUACAGUGCCCGCAGCGGUUUCCUCCUCCGCCCAGUCACCAAACCUAAGAACUAAAGAGGAAUCUCAACCAGCUAUGCAGAAACCGACGCCUCCGCCGGUGAGCAGUGGCCAGCAGUUCUUCCAGGUGGUCUCGCCGCAGUUCGCCUCGGUGCUGUCGUCCAGCAUCCCGGAGAGCAAGUGCGCCGUGCGUUCACCGAUCUCCUCACCACUGGCCAUUCGGAAGAGUCGUCCACCUCUGCUGCCGGCGAGUCCAAAAUCUACGCCACCGCUACCAAGGAAACACCAUCCACUGGCCUACAAUGCAGCCACGGGAACGAUUACCAGUGCCUCGGCAGCGGCAUUGCCCUCCCGUUUAAUGGCCACCAUUGCCUCGAGCCCGGCUUCGAGUAUAUCCCUGUCCUCCUGCAGUUCACCUUCGUCGUCUCCACCACCUCCAGUGCCAUGUCGAGCUCCAAAGAAUGCCAAUAAACCCGGUGCUGCUGUGGCUUCAGCUGCUCCGCCUCCCGCCAACGAAAUCAGUCUGGAUAGGUUACUACAACAGCAACAGGAGCUGGAGGAGAAGUCGGCUGCAGCCAAGAACAGCGCCAAGUUGGAUGCGAAUUUCUACGAUGCCGAGAUCGAAAUGAUGAACAAGUAUCUGAAGAGCCUGCCCGACUACAGCGAGCUGGAUAGAAAGCUGCACCAGGAGUUCCAGGAGUGCGAAGAUCUCUACGACAGGAUCAAGCGCCAGCAGCAGCCGCUCGCCAAGUCCAAUUCGCAGCAGUCGGUGACAAAGACUACACCAGGAGCAGGAGUGCCGGCCAUGUCCUCGGGCUUAUCCAAGUCCUCGUCAAUCAACUUUGCCCAGAAUCCCAGUAGCCGGGGACCUGCUCCACGUAUGGCCUAUCCUUCUAUAUUUUCACAAUCCGGUGGUGAACCCAAGCUGCAGCGCAGUAUUUCCAGUUCGAAUAUGCCACUAAGUACACCGACUCCAAUGCGUCCACUGCCCACCAAGAAUGGAUUGCAAAGUGGCUCCAAUCUGUCUCUUAACAAACAGUUGAUGAACGAAUUCUGGAGCGAGAAUCUUACGAGUUCACAAAAGCGGCAAACACCAAAGCGAACCUUUUGGAACUACGAGAAGAUCUGUGGGGCCCAAUUGGGUGAUGCCGGGCAGCCGUUUAAAGUGGACGCCAAGACGGCCAAGAAACUGGCUAUAUUCGACCCCACGGUGGCGGAGGCGGCGCAGAAGGAGUUACAGCGUCCGCAGCAGUCAUCGCAGGUGCCCCAACAUCAUCCCCACAAGUUGCAGAAGAAUGCCUCGCUGUCUCAUUUGGAUUUGAAGGUGCGCCAGGCGGUGACUAAGGAUGAUCUCUACAAGCUGAUCUGUAACGAGCAAUCUUCUUCGAGUGGAACGAAUUUUGUGAGCAGAGUGCCGGUCAAACAGCAGCUCAAUCCCAGCCAGCAGCAGGUGCUCCCAAAGAGCAUGUCCAUGACCCAUGUGCCGGGUGGUGGUCAACCCAUGGGAGCUCCUCUGCUUCGGACUUCCAGUCGCACUCACAUACCCUGCUAUAUGAAGAAUCUUCCCUCGUUGAGCAGAAGCACCUCGAACUCUGCGAUACUCAUGACGCAACCAAGAAAGGAACCUCCGCCCAAGGAGCCACUUAAGGUGGCUCCACCAGCUGCUGCUCCUCCAUCGACUGUCGGUAAACCCAGUGGUGUUUUGAAGAGCUCCAGCAGUUCCUGCGUUCCAUCGCCACGUUGUGCCGCUGCCUUCUUCCGUCGGCCGCAGGAAAAUAACAAUCCUCAGCAGGUUCAACAUCAACAGCAACUUCAAAAACCCCAACAAGUGGCGCCCAUCGAGGAAGUCGGACCUGGAGAUUCCGCUUCCCUGGAACGCAAAUCGGAGAAGAGUAACAGCACGAUAAGCACGAGCAGCUUUACAGUGACCAACUGUUGCACCACCCACCUGCCGCAGCUCUCAAAGUUUACCUCAUCGUUCCACAUUGCUCCCACCACAGCAACAACCACAGCGGCAACAGGAACAACACCAACUACAACAACAAGCGAUCAGCAGCAGCAGCAACACCAAAGUGGCGCAGCAGGGACUGCCAACUUGGAGGUGCCAACAUCGUCAUCGUCGUCAGCGGCCACAAAGCGUCAGAAAGAUGUUGACAACAAGCUAGAAAAAUGCCUGAACGACAUGCUAAAGUUGAAGACCAGCAACAACAACAGCAGCACUAGUAACAUCAAUAAUAAUGCAAUCAUGUCGCAGUCGCUGACGACGGGCGAGCACAAAGACCCGAAGAGUGCAGUCGAAGGCCCCACGAGCAGCAGUACCAGCAAAUACUCGGGUGAAUCUCAGAUCCCCGUGCCAGUUCAGCUUUACGAUCCGCAGAAGCCGUUGCUGCAACAACAGCAGCAGCAACAAAGGAUUUGCUAUCCCAUAGGCAAAUCCAACUCUACCUCACAGUUGCCCAUGGGUGGCUACCAGCGAUUGCUGCAACAGCAGCAGCAGCAGCAACACCAUCACCAGCAACAAUCACAUCAGGAGCAGCAGCAGCAGUAUCCCCAGCACAAGCGACCCUUCUUGAACUGGAAUAGUUUUGCCUGUUCCGCCAUGAAUGGAGCCAGUGAUCCCUUCAUGCAGCAGCAACACAUGCCUGCCCAUCAGCAGCAGCAGCAGCAGCAGGGGCACCUGCCCCACAAGCUGCAGCAGUCGUACUCCUCCUCGCAUGUGCCAAAGCAGGCGCCCAAAUCGGGACUUGCCAUGUUCCUGCAGAAAAACACCAACAAGGAGAACAAGUUUGGCCAGCCGCUGCAGCAGCAACAGCCGCCUGGCAUGAUGCCCCAGAUGUAUGGCUAUCAGGCGCCGCAGCAGCCUUCAUCCAAGAUUGGCUAUCCCCGCACCACUGGGGCCCCACUGACGCACUCGGCCUCCUUCAGCUCCGCCCAAAGGCCGACGGCCCUGCAGUUCCACCAGCAACAUCAUCAGCAGCAGCAACAGCAGCAGCAGCUACACCCCCAGCAGCAUUCCAGCUUUGGGCUGGGCAUGAUGAGUAGGAAUUACUAUAAUGUGCCCAAGCAGCCAGAGCGCAAGCCGCUGCAGACCUUCGAUCCGUAUGCCUAUCCCAAGCCGAAUCAGAUGCAGCCGGUCAAGUACCAGCAGCAGCAACAGCAGCAACCGCAUCCGCAUACGCAGUUUCUGAAUGCUUCCGCUGGAGGUGGAGGCGGAGGAGGAGGAGGAAAUGGCGGUGCCUCUGGGCUUCAAUACGAUCCAAAUACAAAUACGCAAUUGUUUUACGCGUCGCCGGCGUCAUCGUCAUCGAACAUGCAACCGCAGCAACCGCAACAGCAGCAGCAACAGCAGCAGCAAUCGCAGCUACAACAAAGCAAUUCUGUCAUAUUCAAUCACUCAAGCCAGCAGCUACACCAACCACAUCAACAGCAGCAGCAGAAUGAGAUGUCCAAGUCCGCAUUGGGACUGCAUUUCAUCGAGACAGCAAAGCCCGUCAUUCAAGAUGAUGCUGAUGGUCACUUAAUUUACCACACCGGAGACAUUCUCCAUCACAGAUAUAAGAUCAUGGCCACACUGGGUGAGGGAACUUUUGGACGUGUGGUCAAGGUCAAAGACAUGGAGCGUGAUUACUGCAUGGCCUUGAAGAUUAUUAAGAACGUGGAAAAGUACCGCGAAGCUGCCAAGCUGGAGAUAAAUGCCUUGGAAAAGAUUGCCCAAAAGGAUCCGCAUUGCGAUCAUUUGUGCGUGAAAAUGAUAGACUGGUUUGAUUAUCAUGGACACAUGUGUAUAGUUUUUGAAAUGUUGGGGCUUAGUGUUUUCGAUUUUUUGCGUGAGAACAACUAUGAGCCUUACUCGCUGGACCAAGUGCGCCACAUGGCCUAUCAAUUAUGCUACUCUGUGAAAUUUCUACAUGACAAUCGUUUAACGCACACAGAUCUCAAGCCGGAGAACAUACUCUUCGUCGAUUCAGAUUAUACAUCUCACUAUAAUCAUAAGAUUAACCGCGAGGUGCGCCGCGUCAAGAACACGGACGUCCGUCUGAUCGACUUUGGGUCGGCCACCUUCGACCACGAGCACCACAGCACAAUUGUCUCGACGCGACAUUACCGCGCGCCCGAGGUCAUACUGGAGCUGGGGUGGUCACAGCCGUGUGAUGUUUGGUCCAUUGGGUGCAUCUUGUUCGAACUGUAUCUGGGAAUCACGCUCUUCCAAACGCACGACAAUCGCGAGCAUCUGGCCAUGAUGGAGCGAAUCUUGGGACAAAUACCAUAUCGCAUGGCACGCAAUCAUACUCUUUAUAGCAAAACCAAAACAAAGUACUUCUAUCAUGGUAAGUUGGAUUGGGAUGAGAAGUCCAGUGCGGGUCGCUACGUCCGAGAUCACUGCAAGCCGUUGUUCCUGUGCCAGCUGAGCGACAGCGAGGACCACUGUGAGCUCUUCAGCCUGAUCAAGAAGAUGCUGGAAUACGAGCCCUCGUCCCGCAUCACGUUAGGUGAAGCCCUGCGUCAUCCGUUCUUCGACAGGCUGCCACCGCACCAUCGAGUGGGUGAAGUGAGCAACAAGCAGCCCCUCUCGUCGGGCAGCAGCAGCCGCGAACGAUCGCACAGCCUCUCCAGAUGAGAAUUACAGCGAUUUGGUUAUUGUUGACAGACAGCGCUAAUCAAGCACUCACUCAUGCAAACAUACACUCGAAGCAGUCGUCCAGCAACGUCUUGCACCAGCCUCGUAGAGUAGACCAGCAACUUUACGGCAAACCAAACCUACUUUAAGUGCUAAAGUCUUUUUAUUCUAAAUUUUUUUGAACUUGACUUGUAUAGAUGUUUAUUAUACAAAAAACCAUUGAUCCAUA
Drosophila subpulchrella is the source of this 8609-nucleotide messenger RNA. It is a transcript of the gene Doa, whose product is annotated as serine/threonine-protein kinase Doa. Gene Ontology annotation, biological process: protein phosphorylation. Gene Ontology annotation, cellular component: nucleus. The record is from RefSeq and is a predicted model, not a curated record. Gene Ontology annotation, molecular function: ATP binding; protein kinase activity. The transcript has 11 exons. The coding region runs from base 2183 to 8380 and encodes 2065 amino acids. Lineage: Eukaryota; Metazoa; Arthropoda; Insecta; Diptera; Drosophilidae.